AUGAAGGAAAUGUCCUGCUUCUGCAUGACUUUUUCUUCCUUGUGGGAACAGAUGGUAAAGGCUUACAAAUACACGUCUGGUAUUUUUUCAGUGACUCAUACCUCAGAGCUACGAGAUUCAGAUCAUCAUAAGCAGCCAACCAAGAUGGAUGUAAGCUUACUUGAGGAGCAGUAUGACCACAUAAAACAGAAGCAAAAGCUGCAAUCACACAUUAUUGUAUUUAAAACAGGUGAGCAUGAAUCCGUUCUCCCAGAAUCAAUGGUCAACGCUGUUUUAAUUAAUAAAAAAGUUAAAAAUUCAAAGUCAUUUACGGAACGUGUCCCAGUCAGAAAGGUGAGGCUGGAGGUAACCAGCAAUGGCACUGCACACGACAGCUCACCCUGGCGUACUCACCUGGGAAUUCACCGCCUGGCACAAACUCCUUGUAAGAAAGCUCCCUGGGAUCUUUCCAACUGCAGGAAUGAAUCGUUCAGUUUUGACAAUCAGAGACUGAUUUCAAAGGAAAAUGGCACACUGCAACGCAAGGAAUUAGAAGAAGUGAGUGAACUAUCCAUGCUCAGUUCAAGUACGUUGAGCAGUUUCAGCAAAGAGAGUGACAGCACCAUCUCAGGAACUUGCCAAAAGCCUGCUCUAAAGUCAGACACUUCAGCAGUCUGGAUGCAUCACCAUAUUUCCUCUACAAAAUACAUGCCAGCUUGCCACAAGUUAGACUUUUAUCCUUUCCCUAAUAAAAAAGCACCCAGAAUUUCAGAAGCAGCAAGGAGGCUUGGAUUAUAUGUCUCACAGUGA
Molecule: messenger RNA, 789 nt
Organism: Phasianus colchicus (ring-necked pheasant)
Lineage: Eukaryota; Metazoa; Chordata; Aves; Galliformes; Phasianidae
Gene: C6H9orf152
Product: chromosome 6 C9orf152 homolog
Source: RefSeq, a predicted model, not a curated record